Messenger RNA from Galendromus occidentalis (western predatory mite), 1722 nucleotides. Its product is annotated as WD repeat-containing protein 47. The record is from RefSeq and is a predicted model, not a curated record. Lineage: Eukaryota; Metazoa; Arthropoda; Arachnida; Mesostigmata; Phytoseiidae. The coding region runs from base 1 to 1722 and encodes 573 amino acids. The transcript has 7 exons. Gene Ontology annotation, molecular function: protein binding.
AUGCCUCAACUCCAACUCAAAGAAGAAGAUAUCGUGUGCCUUAUCCUUGAGUAUCUUCAGAAGAGAGAUCUCGGCAUUAGUCAACUCGCGCUAGAAAGAGAGACGGGUCUUGUAAAUGGAGUCUUCUCCGACGAUUUGCUAUUCCUCCGUCAACUCGUACUGGACGGACAAUGGGACGCAGUUUUGGAUUUCGUACAACCGCUCGAGCACGUAGAAUCAUUCGACGCCAGGCGGUUCAAAUAUGUUGUUCUCAAGCACAAAUUUCUCGAACUGCUGUGCAUACGAGGUGAAACGGGAUUAAUUCAGCCGAAUGAGUUGAACGUCGACGAUAUGGUCUCAUGUCUCAACGAGUUGGAGGGCGUCGCCCCAUCUAAGGAAGCCUAUAAUUCACUGUGUCUUCUGCUAGCAUAUCCGAAACUGUGUGAUCAUAUGGACUAUAAGCACUGGAACCCCAGCAACGCAAGAAUACGUUGCUUCGCGCAAUUGUGUCCCUUAGUGGAGAAGUUCUUGCCAGCUCCAACCCAAGCGUCGAAUUCGACCUUGUUCUCGAAGCACGACCGAUUAGUUCAACUGGUGAUAAAAGGUCUGGUGUAUGAGACGUGCGUGGCUUUCUGUCAGAUCAGGGCGACAGGACAGCCGGCUGACGGAGCCAAAGGAAUUCAGUUCGGAUCUGUCUUCAGUAACUCGAAUGGAUUCUCCGGUGCGGAUCUCGGACUCUUCUCGUGGUUGCAAGCGCUCCCGGUCGAGUCGUUCAGUCACCCGUUCGAGCAGAAGACUCUGAAAAUCGACGUGACUCAAAUGGAAAAACCAGUCCUAGACGCUCAAUGGGCGGAACACAUCCUCGGCACUCCGAUCAAACCCCGAGCGGUGUUUCCUCACUCGCACGUUCCUUUCCAAAGAUCGCAAGGUGGAAUGGAGAUGAUGUCACGGUCGUUGAUGAUGUUGACAUCCAUGGAGCAGAGCCGCCUGUCGGUGUCCGGUAUUUUAUCGGGAUCGACGUACGGGGAUCUCUCAAAGAGCAGCUUUCAUUUGACGGGAACAAAAAUCAUGACGACGUCGGUCGACAAGCUCUUUGCAAGCACAACGGACAUCGCUCUCACGCGGAGCACCGUCAACGAAUCUCAAACUCCUCCGAAAAGCUCGCCUCAGCACAAGGAGGCUCCGUCAGAGGAUCAAGCGGAGGAUUCGCAUGUGCUGUGGAAAGAAUUCCAGAAACAACGUCAGAAGUUGGAAACUCUCGUCGAAGAUGUCAAAGUACCAACGGCUGAGGUUGCGUCAAAACCUCCGCAAUCGACGAGCGCCGGAACAAAACCAGCGUUCGCUCCGUCUACGUCGAAAAAUUUCACACAAGAACCCCCAACGAGAGAGAAUCGAGCGUGUGCUGGACCCUUGAGUGCCGCCAAAACUGCUUCCCCACCGCCGCCAGCAAGACCUCUGAACUCCCACUCGCCGAGCAUGGCGUCUCCUCCGACGGGGGUCAUGACGUCUUUGAGAGAUUCCAGAGCUUCCCAGGUGACCGUGUAUCAGUCUGAGCGGAAAGACGAAGACAAAAGGAAGAGCUUUAUCGAGAAAGAUCAAAGAGAGGAGGAGAGACUGUCCUCAUCCCGGAGCUCCUGCAAGUCCAAUGACACAUCAUGGUCCUCCGGCAAGGGAUCCACGAUGCUUCAAACUUGUCCGAAUAGACCUCUGGAGCAGCAACGCGUGAGUAGUGAUAAAAUCUAG